Messenger RNA from Elgaria multicarinata webbii, 3976 nucleotides. RefSeq names its product POP1 homolog, ribonuclease P/MRP subunit (gene POP1). Gene Ontology annotation, cellular component: nucleolar ribonuclease P complex; ribonuclease MRP complex. The transcript is spliced from 16 exons. NCBI's taxonomy places the organism in Eukaryota, Metazoa, Chordata, Lepidosauria, Squamata, Anguidae. The coding region runs from base 187 to 3141 and encodes 984 amino acids. The record is from RefSeq and is a predicted model, not a curated record. Gene Ontology annotation, biological process: tRNA 5'-leader removal.
GAAGCUGUUGAGAAGGCAUCGGUAGCUGGUCUUUUUCUGUUGGAGGAAGUGGGCGCAACGUGGUUAGCCGGGAGAGGCGCCGAGGAUCCGGCAGGGGACGAAGCGGACGGACGGACGAACGAACGAACCGGCUGUCUCGUUGAGGCCUGGUUGUAAGCCUCACGCACCGUGAACGUGGCCUCAGGAAUGUCAAAUGCAAAAGAGAAGAAAAGAGCCAAGAAAAUGAAAAAUCAGCCUACUAGUGUGACCUUUCCCUUUGAUGGUGGGCCUAGUCAGAGUGAAACACACAUUCGGAAUGGAGGUGACAGAACUCCUCAACGCAAGAAACAAGAAUUGCGUUUUGAAACCUCACAACAGGGCUUCUCAAAUCAAAAAGCUUCCCAAGCAAUGCCUAAAUAUGUAACAGUGUCUCCUUUUGUCCAAGCUCGUGCUGCUGAAAUAAAGGCUAUGUUGAAGGCUGUUACACAGAAGUCUUCAAAUACUUUAGUGUUUCAGUCUCUUCCUAGACACAUGAGGAGACGAGCUAUGAGCCAUAAUAUCAAACGCUUACCAAGAAGACUCCGUGAACUUGCAAGAAUAGAGGCAGAGAAACCUGAACAUCAGAAAAAGGAACUCCCAAAGAGCAAGUGCCGUAAAGCCAGGCGGCGUCAUACAGAUUUGGUGGCAGUGUUCAAUCGCAGGCAAAAGAAGAAUAUCUGGUUGGAAACGCACAUCUGGCAUGCAAAACGCUUUCACAUGGUGAAGAAGUGGGGAUACUGCUUAGGAGACAAGCCCACAACAAAGAGCUAUAGGGCUUGCUACCGAGCCAUGACAAACCACUGCCUCCUUCAGGAUUUAUCAUAUUACUGCUGCCUGGAGUUGACUGGAAAAGAGGAGGAACUUCUAACAGCACUUGCCCGAAUGUGUAAUGUAGAUGCAGGGCCGACAUUUGCGGCUGUUCCGUGCCUAUCUGGGAAACGUCAGGGUGCUCUUACACUGUACCGAGCAGAUCGAUAUCCCGAAGAUGCCCUGGCCCCUGUUACUUUCAUCUGGAAACCUAGAAACAGGUCUGAUAGCACCUCUGAAAGCAGGCAGCUGUGGAUAUGGACACACCCAGCUUUUAAGCAGGACAUACUAGCUGAAUUAAAAGCAGUUUUCCAGUGUUCUGAGCCCAUAGAGUUCUAUAAUCCUGAACCGGUUAUAACGUUACCUGAAGAAGAAAGCAAAAUGGAUGAAGUUGAAAAUGUUGGCCAGAAAAGGAAGAGGAAAGACAAAGGAGGAGAAAGGGUUGUCCCAGUGAAAAAAAUUCUUGGUGAUGGAACCAGAGAUCCCCACAAGCCUUACUUCUGGACAUCACAAACAACUGGGGUUGUCAUAAGUGACUUGACAAUGGAGAUCCUCAGAUAUCGGUUGAUUGGUCCCCUCUCUCACUGCGUCCUUACAGAGGCACUGAAGGUUGCAUCUGUCCAUACUGAACUGGAUUCUACAGAGUCUGAAAUUAACAGUUGGUGGAUAGAAAACUGCAGAAAUCCUGAUCAGGUAUCCCUUCAUCGCCAUCAAGAAACCAUCUUUGAACUGCUGCAAGGGUUAAGUUCAUCAGAUAUUCCAUCAGGUACUGUACUAGGUUUGACUGUUGGGGAUCCUCGAGUGAAUUUGCCAAAAAAGAGAUCAAAAGCCAUGCCAAACCCAGAAAAAUACCAAGAUGAUAAGAAUGUUAAAGAGCUCCUCCUGGCAGGUGUGCCCGUGGAAUGUGCACAGAGCUUUCUUUGGAACCACCAUAUCUGCAAGAGUGUCACAGACAAUAAAAUGCCGGAACAGGCCUUGAAUUGUCUGAGAAGUCAACUCUUGGUACCUGGAUCACGUCUUGAUUUGGGCCCUCAAGAAUCCAAGGUUCCUGUACUCCUGGUCCAGCAUCCUGGAAAAACAGCUGGAGUCGAUCGGCCAGGAUGGGGAAGUGGCUGGGACAUCUAUUUGCCCAAAGGCUGGGGCAUGGCUUUCUGGCUUCCUUUUGUCUAUCGAGGUGCACGAGUAGGUGGUUUGCAAGAAGCUCUGAAGCAUUCCCUGUACAAGCGUACGCCUCAUGUCCCCCAUGAUUAUCCAGACUGUCCCGCUGGCCUCCAGUCUGCCAAAGAACUAGAGAGAAAUCUUCUUGAAAAGUUUAAGAGGCGUCCUCCUGCAAAAAGAGCUAAUUAUGUUAAACAUGGGACCUUGACACCAUUCCUCUGUCCUUGGGAUAAGCUUACCCAGGACUGGGAAGCUCACGGAAACGAAGCUCAAGGAAAACACAUCCCCCCAACAGCCCUAGACAGUGAAGCUUAUGCAAGUGAUGCACAGGUUUCUUGUGGCCCCAGCCCUGAAGCAGAGGUGGUGACAUCUUCUAUAACCAGCGAAUCAGAUCAGCUAACGGAGACGUGCUCCCAAAACGUGCAGAUGGAAGAAGAGGAAAAAGUGGCUGCAUCUCUCUUGGGUAGCAAAGUCACAUCAAGUUGGGCUUUCUGUGUUCUCAGGAGCAGAAAAUUAUUAAGGCAGGUUUCAGUCUGGUGUCAGCCUACAUCCGCCAGAAACCGGAAGAUCCAGCGCCUUGCUUCCAAACCAGAUCAGAAGAAGCUGGCUGGGGAUGCCCUCUUGCCUAUCUGUCUCCGCUAUCCCAGGGCACUAGUGUGGGUCAGCUUGUCCUUCCUCAAAAAAGGUAGCCCCGAAUUACACAGUAUGAUUUGCGUUCCAGCGAAAGAAGACUUGUUAGAGCUCUGCAAAGACCAGCACUUCUGUGGACCUCAGGAACCCAAACACAGGGAUCGAUUUAAGAGCAAAGUGUCGAAACAAAAGGGAAGGAAAAAGAGAGAGAACGUUGGCAAGGCCACAGAAAGUAGUGCUUCCAAUGCCAUGAGUGUAAUGCCAGCUGAACACGAAGAUCUCAUUCUGGGCCUGUGGCCUGACUCUCUGCCAGAAGUUGCAUCGCAUUGUUCCAGAGUCCUCUUGGGUUUUGUUACUCAAGGGGACUUCUCCUUAGCCUCUGGCUGUGGUGAAGCUCUGGGGUUUGUUAGUCUGACAGGAUUGCUGCAAAUGUUGAUUGGGCAACCAGCAGACAAGAAAGGGCUCGUGGUGUUAAGAAAUCCAGCAUCCCUACAGUACAGAUUUGCUCGGCUUACUGUUGAAGUCUAACCUGAGUUGAAAUGCAGUGGCAUGUAAGAGGAUCAAAGACACUCUUCUCUGAAAGUGUGCACACUUCUUAAUUGAGAUUCAGAGCUUCCAAAAAUGUUCACCGACUUUGUUCAUAUGUAACAUGAAAUAGACUUAAACUGCUAUGUACAUUCAGGUAUCAAGUAACCCCUUCCCUUAUUCAGAAGCACAUAUAUUGUAAACUGCCCAGAGAGCUUCUGCUAUUGGGCGGUAUAAAAAUGUAAUAAAUAAAUAAAUAAUCUGAAUUGGUAAUUUUUUUCAAGCACGUGGUAUUCCUUGUACAUUUAAACAAACCCCUCUUUAUAUUAUAGAGGAAUUUGGCUGAACUACAGAUCUCUGCCCCCUCCCAUCUUGUGCAACUGCAACCAUGCAUGUUUCAAAUAAUUAUUUUCCCAUUUUCCUGAAAGUGGCUUAUUGAGCCCAUAGAUUUUAGCAAGUAGAUAUAUAUAUAUUUGUUUUCUGACCCUUGGGGCCAAGUCAUGUCUGCAUACAUUACAACAACAUAGUUUCCCCUCAACAUUUCUGUUCAAACAAGUGUUUUGCCUGAAUCUGCCCAAACAGUUGAAAUAAAAUUAUGUUAAUAAAGCUAUGACUUGUUAAUUGCAUGAAAGGAUGACCACCCAUCUUAUCCUCAGCUCUUCUGAACAAAUAUAUAUGUUCUGCUCUGGAGAAGUCCUCAUUAUUGUUAAGAGAAGUUGGUUAGGCUUGCUCUCUUUUAUGACGAGAAGGUGAAAUCAUGUUACUAUGUUUUAAAUACAAACUGUAUUGCUUUAAAUGGGAAGUAACUUCCUUCAAUAAGUGUAUUGGAACACUUAAA